Habropoda laboriosa is the source of this 1356-nucleotide messenger RNA. It is a transcript of the gene Grasp65, whose product is annotated as Golgi reassembly-stacking protein 2. The record is from RefSeq and is a predicted model, not a curated record. Lineage: Eukaryota; Metazoa; Arthropoda; Insecta; Hymenoptera; Apidae. Gene Ontology annotation, molecular function: protein binding. Gene Ontology annotation, biological process: Golgi organization. Gene Ontology annotation, cellular component: Golgi apparatus.
GAAGUUUUGUGAUCAGAAAUGGGAUCUUCUCAUAGUAUUGAAAUACCAGGAGGUGGCACAGAAGGUUACCAUGUAUUGAGGGUACAAGAAGGUUCUCCUGGUGAGAAAGCUGGACUUGAAGCAUUCUUUGACUUCAUUGUAGCUAUUGGAAAUAUCCGCUUGGAUCAAGAUAAUGAUACAUUAAAGGAACUUCUUAAAAAUGGUGCAGAGAAAAGACUAACACUUACAGUAUAUAGUAGUAAAACACAAUCUAUAAGACAAACUGUCAUAGUACCUAGUUUGACAUGGCAUGGACAUGGUCUUCUUGGUGUUAGUGUAAGGUUUUGCUCUUUUGAAGGUUCUAAUGAAAAUGUUUGGCAUGUUCUUGUAAGUAUAUUAAAGAAACAAGUGACAUAUAUUAGUCCUUUGUGCUUUCUCUGUAACAAAAUUUUUUAUUCAUAAUCUGAGGAUUUAUUUACAUUAAUAGAGACACAUGAGUCUAAGCCUUUAAAGUUAUAUGUAUAUAAUACAGAACAUGAUUCUUGCAGAGAAGUUACAAUUACACCCAAUCAUACCUGGGGAGGGGAAGGAAGUUUGGGUUGUGGUAUUGGGUAUGGAUAUUUGCAUAGAAUACCCAUUAGAAAUAUUCAAGAACAUAAAUCUAAUAACUCAUACAUGAGUAAUGUUAACAUUACUGUUCCAAGUCACUCCUCAACAACAAGUACUCCUCAUACAGGAGGAAGUAAUGUGGUUACGAAUGUACCCCCUGGUUUCUCUAUCCCACCUAAUUAUGUUUUAUUACGAGAAAAUACUACAAAAUCUGAACUUGAAACUACUACAACAACGCCAACUAUGCACAUGCAAACUCAGUUAAAUCCUGCCACAAUUGGAGGAUCUACUACUACUACUACCAUACCUCAUGUUGUUUGUAAUCAGACUACUCCAAAUAUGACAGGUGGCAUUGAUUCUGUGUCUCAUCAAAAUACAAUGCCGGAUAUACCUAGUAUGCCAACUGCUCCACCAUUACCAACUUUUACUACUAAUACGACAAUUACGAAUGAAGCAACUAGGGUUGUUGGAACACCGAAAGAUUUUACAACUGUACAGAGCGGAAUAUCAUCCUCAACAGAGACUAAUGUGUCUGAAUCUCAUGUAGUAACGACACCACCAGCGUUACCUGACACGUUAUCAAUAGCGUUGCCCGGCAUGCCACCAAUAACGUUGCCCGGCAUGCCACCAAUAGCGUUGCCCAGCAUGCCACCUAUUACUGUUAGCGCAAAUCUACCACAAAAUACAUUUUUCUAUCACCUUCUUCAACAAAAUAAAUUAACUGGUGUUAAUACAGUUUCCACGUCUACGAUACCAUCAACGCAGUAA